Pelobates cultripes (western spadefoot toad) is the source of this 25865-nucleotide messenger RNA. The record is from the annotation of a GenBank genome assembly. NCBI's taxonomy places the organism in Eukaryota, Metazoa, Chordata, Amphibia, Anura, Pelobatidae.
AUGACACGCUCGGCAGUGGAUACCAUGACACGCCUGGACAGUGAGUACCAUGGACACAGCCACCUGCAGUAAUACCAUGGACACAGCCUGACAGUAAUACCAUGGACACAGCCUGACAGUGAUACCAUGGACAGACAGCCUGACACUGAUACCAGGACACAGCCUGGCAGUGAUACCAUGGACACAGCCUGACAGUGAUACCAUGGACACAGCCUGACAGUGAUACCAUGGACACAGCCACAAUCUGACAGUAAUACCAUGGACACAGCCUGACAGUGAUACCAUGGACACAGCCUGACAGUGAUACCAUGGACACAGCCUGGCAGUGAUACCAUGGACACAGCCUGGCAGUGAUACCAUGGACACAGCCUGGCAGUGAUACCAAGGACACAGCCUGACAGUGAUACCAUGGACACAGCCUGACAGUGAUACCAUGGACACAGCCUGACCGUGAUACCAUGGACACAGCCUGAGUGAUACCAUGGACACAGCCUGGCAGUGAUACCAUGGACACAGCCUGACAGUGAUACCAUGGACACAGCCUGGCAGUAAUACCAUGGACACAGCCACAAUCUGACAGUAAUACCAUGGACACAGCCUGACAGUAAUACCAUGGACACAGACUACCCAUGGACACAGCCACAGCCUGACAGUAAUACCAUGGACACAGCCUGACAGUGAUACCAAGGACACAGCCUGGCAGUGAUACCAUGGACACAGCCUGACAGUGAUACCAUGGACACAGCCUGACAGUGAUACCAUGGACACAGCCACAAUCUGACAGUAAUACCAUGGACACAGCCUGACAGUGAUACCAUGGACACAGCCACAGCCUGACAGUAAUACCAUGGACACAGCCUGACAGUGAUACCAAGGACAAAGCCUGGCAGUGAUACCAUGGACACAGCCUGGCAGUGAUACCAUGGACACAGCCUGACAGUGAUACCAUGGACACAGCCUGACAGUAAUACCAUGGACACAGCCACAAUCUGACAGUAAUACCAUGGACACAGCCUGACAGUAAUACCAUGGACACAGCCACAAUCUGACAGUAAUACCAUGGACACAGCCUGACAGUGAUACCAUGGACACAGGCUGACAGUGAUACCAUGGACACAGCCUGACUGUAAUACAAUGGACACAGCCUGACAGUAAUACCAUGGACACAGCCUGACAGUGAUACCAUGGACACAGCCUGACAGUCAUACCAUGGACACAGCCUGACAGUGAUACCAUGGACACAGCCUGGCAGUGAUACCAUGGACACAGCCUGACAGUGAUACAAUGGACACAGCCUGUCAGUGAUACCAUGGGCACAGCCUGGCAGUGAUACCAUGGACACAGCCUGGCAGUGAUACCAUGGACACAGCCUGGCAGUGAUACCAUGGACACAGCCUGACAGUGAUACCAUGGACACAGCCUGGCAGUGAUACCAUGGACACAGCCUGACAGUGAUACCAUGGACACAGCCUGGCAGUGAUACCAUGGACACAGCCACAAUCUGACAGUAAUACCAUGGACACAGCCUGACAGUAAUACCAUGGACACAGCCUGACAGUGAUACCAUGGACACAGCCACAGCCUGACAGCAAUACCAUGGACACAGCCUGACACAGUGAUACCAAGGACACAGCCUGGCAGGAUACCAUGGACACAGCCUGGCAGUGAUACCAUGGACACAGCCCGACAGUGAUACCAUGGACACAGCCACAAUCUGACAGUAAUACCAUGGACACAGCCCGGACAGUGAUACCCAUGGACACAGCCUGACAGUGAUAACAUGGACACAGCCUGGCAGUGAUACCAUGGACAUUCGACAGUGAUAACAUGGACACAGCCCGGCAGAUACCAGAUGGACACAGCCUGAGCAGUACCAUGGACACAGCCUCGACAGUAUUACCAUGGACACAGCCUGGCAGUACUACGGACACAGCCACAAUCUGACAGUAAUACCAUGGACACAGCCUGACAGUAAUACCAUGGACACAGACUGACAGUGAUACCAUGGACACAGCCACAGCCUGACAGUAAUACCAUGGACACAGCCUGACAGUGAUACCAAGGACACAGCCUGGCAGUGAUACCAUGGACACAGCCUGACAGUGAUACCAUGGACACAGCCUGACAGUAAUACCAUGGACACAGCCACAAUCUGACAGUAAUACCAUGGACACAGCCUGACAGUGAUACCAUGGACACAGCCACAGCCUGACAGUAAUACCAUGGACACAGCCUGACAGUGAUACCAAGGACACAGCCUGGCAGUGAUACCAUGGACACAGCCUGACAGUGAUACCAAGGACACAGCCUGGCAGUGAUACCAUGGACACAGCCUGGCAGUGAUACCAUGGACACAGCCUGGCAGUGAUACCAUGGACACAGCCUGACAGUGAUACCAUGGGCACAGCCUGACAGUGAUACCAUGGACACAGCCACAAUCUGACAGUGAUACCAUGGACACAGCCUGACAGUAAUACCAUGGACACAGCCACAAUCUGACAGUAAUACCAUGGACACAGCCUGACAGUGAUACCAUGGACACAGCCUGACAGUGAUACCAUGGACACAGGCUGACAGUGAUACCAUGGACACAGCCUGACUGUAAUACCAUGGACACAGCCUGACAGUAAUACCAUGGACACAGCCUGACAGUGAUACCAUGGACACAGCCUGACAGUCAUACCAUGGACACAGCCUGGACAGUGAUACCAUGGACACAGCCUGACAGUGAUACCAUGGACACAGCCUGGCAGUGAUACCAUGGACACAGCCUGGCAGUGAUACCAUGGACACAGCCUGACAGUGAUACCAUGGACACAGCCUGACUGUAAUACCAUGGACACAGCCUGGCAGUGAUACCAUGGACACAGCCUGACAGUGAUACCAUGGACACAGCCUGACAGUGAUACCAUGGACACAGCCUGACAGUGAUACCAUGGACACAGCCUGACAGUGAUACCAUGGACACAGCCUGACAGUGAUACCAUGGACACAGCCUGGCAGUGAUACCAUGGACACAGCCUGACAGUGAUACCAUGGACACAGCCUGGCAGUGAUACCAUGGACACAGCCUGACAGUAAUACCAUGGACACAGCCUGGCAGUGAUACCCCGGAUACAGCCUGGCAGUAAUACCAUGGACACAGCCUGGCAGUAAUACCAUGGACACAGCCUGACAGUAAUACCAUGGACACAGUCUGGCAGUAAUACGAUGGACACAGCCUGGCAGUAAUACCAUGGACACAGCCUGGCAGUAAUACCAUGGAUACAGCCUGACAGUAAUACCAUGGACACAGCCUGGCAGUAAUACCAUGGACACAGCCUGGCAGUAAUACCAUGGACACAGCCUGACAGUAAUACCAUGGACACAGCCUGACAGUGAUACCAUGGAUACAGCCACAGCCUGACAGUAAUACCAUGGACACAGCCUGGCAGUAAUACCAUGGACACAGCCUGGCAGUAAUACCAUGGAAACAGCCACAGCCUGACAGUAAUACCAUGGAAACUGCCACAGCCUGACUUUAAUACCAUGGACACAGCCUGACAGUAAUACCAUGGACACAGCCUGGCAGUAAUACCAUAGAAACAGCCACAGCCUGACAGUAAUACCAUGGACACAGCCUGGCAGUAAUACAAUGGGCAGAGCCUGGCAGUAAGAACAUGGACACAGCCUGACAGUAAUACCAUGGACACAGCCACAGCCUGGCAGUAAUACCUUUUGCACAGCCUGGCAGUAAUACAAUGGGCAGAGCCUGGCAACAAUAACAUGGGCAUAGCCUUUCAGUAAUACCAUGGGCAGAGCCUGACAGUAAUACCAUUGACACACCCUGGCAGUAAUACUAUGGGCAGAGCCUGACAGUGAUACCAUGGACACAGCCUGGCAGUAAUACCAUGGACACAGCCUGACAGUGAUACCAUGGACACAGCCUGGCAGUGAUACCAUGGACACAGCCUGGCAGUAAUACCAUGGACACAGCCUGGCAGUAAUACCAUGGGCACAGCCUGGCAGUAAUACUAUGGGCAGAGCCUGACAGAAUACCAUGGGCACAGCCUGGCCGUUAAAUCCAUGGACACAGCCUGGCAGUAAUACCAUUGGCACAGCCUGGCAGUAAUCCUAUGGGCAGAGCCUGGCAGUAAUACCAGGGGCACAGCCUGACAGUAAGAACAUGGGCACAGCCUGACAAUAAUACCAUUUGCCAACAACAAAAAAUAAAACGGAAAAUCUAUAUAUCAGGAGUCUCUUUUUCCUGUCUCUUUAUUCUCUCCUUCUCCGUUACUUCUUUUUCUUUUCCAGUUACGUCACUGGAGCUUUCCCGGGCUGAAAAUAAAAAAGCUGGAGUCCUGAGACGUAGCAAUCCAGAGACAGGAGAGAAACCAUAACCCGUGCCUACACCUUGGGCACCUUCAACACCCAUACCUGUACCCACAUGGCCAGUCAUAUGCCACCACCCACCAUGAAAGCUUGAGUCACCCACUUGUGGGUGUUAGGGACCAGGUUUACUCCCACUGGUGUACAGCAAAGAUUGGCAGGUAUAAACUAUUAUAAACUGAUCAUUUCAAGCUGAAUUGUACUUAUUAUAUAAAAUGACAAAAUGUCAAUCGAAACUGAGCAUUUCCUCUGUAGCGGAGCUCUCUGUACCCCAUCUGGGUACCUCCGCCAAGAACCGCUUCCUAGCUGGAACUAGGAACAACCUCAGCGCUUCUGCCCCAGUCGCCGUGGCUUGACUGGAGUCAUCCUGGAGCCUUUCCGUCCUGGAACAGAAUAGGGGACUAGCUCUGUUCCCUCCCAGGGACUGGACGACACACAGUCCUAGGAGCUGUAGUAUUUACAAGGGCUUUCACUGCUGAAUCAUCCAUGAGCUGGAAUAAGAUGCUGAGCAGUGAUUAGCCCUUUCCUCUCCCAGUAACUAGACAACACAUAGUUCUGGGAGUACAACUGAUUUUAUUGAGCCAAACUCUGCCUUUUAUGCACAGACCCCAGCAUGGGGUCUCCAUUGUAUUCAACACAAGCCUCUAAUGGAAAUCUCUGGGUCUGGGAUAUAACUGAGUGAAAGACCGUUAAGCUAAUUAUCUCACAGGAACAGAGAGCCAAACACAAAAAUAUAAAAACAUAAAAGUAUCCCAAAACACAAUAAAAACAUACAAUAACCCUGCAUACUAUACAUGCCCAAACAGCCCUGAUCUGAGCACCCAGGUUGUCCAAAUAGCGCUCAGAUCAAUGCAGUGUAGGGAAAACGCCACCGUGUCAAAGUUCUGACUGGCUGCACACGUGGUCCUACGCCCAAAAUAGUUCCAGGGCGUUUGGUGUUUUUGCCGGCCAAUUUUCGGGAGCUCAAGUGUCCGAAAUAUGAGGUGCUCUGCUUGGCUCACAGGUAGCAUUUGUUCCCCUUAGUCUCAGACACCUUCCCUCCAAAAAUCCCUCUCUUGGCAGGUUGAGAAAUGGUUCAAAACCCCGGACCAAGUCCGGGAACCGCACGGUCACCUCAUGCCGAAAACAGUUCCAUAACAUUCGAAUGAAGGGAAAGUGCCGAACCAGGGAAAGCUGCUAAUGGCGCCUGGGCAGGGUAACUCCCGAACGGUGUCUCAGACCUGGACCAUAGUCGGUGGGCAGGAGACAAGCUUCUACACUCCUCCAGGAGUUGGUGGGAAGCGUACAUGGUAAGGAGUGUUUGUCACAUCCUCUUUGCCAAUUAUCUACAUCUUCCUCCAGUUAUAUUUAGUAUUCACUGGUAUGUAAACACUGUUUGGUUGCUGUCCCCGUAGAAUGAAAACUGGAGUAAACUGCACAAAUAACAUAUGUUUAAUGAAUAAAAACUGCAUGUAUAUUGACAUAUAUUAUAUGGCAUGUAAGUAUUCACCUACAAUUUAAAUUAGUGUAAUUUUUACUGAAAAUUCACAGAUAAAACUUAGUGAAAACAAACUGCUUCCUGUUAAUUACAAAGUAUAGAUAUAAUACUUUAUGCAAACUAAACUUUUAAGAUGUACCAUUACUGUCUUUUCAUUGUCACUAAGACAAGACAGGGGAACAAUUUGAGAUUUCACUUUAUUUAGUAAGACUAGGAAUUCAAAUGCUUAAGUUAUUUGUUCCCAAUCAGUUCCCUUGACAGUGCAUGUGGUUUCUCCUAUGUGUGUGCCUGACUUACUCCUCCACAAGGUCACGUCUAAAUUUAAGUAAUCACUUCAUGUUUAAUUUUAGAAAAUGAGUGUUACCCUUGUUGUGCAAGUGACGGCCCCUGUGUAAAGGCUUCAAGUACCAAUGUUCAGAUGGCCCCUGGAAAAGGUGAGAGAUUGCUGUAUUUGUAGAUUAACACAAUGCACUUAUUCCUCAAUGUGAACUUUUUCUUUUGUUAUUUGCCUUAUUGUAGAAAUAUAUAUAUAGCUAGUGAGCAUGGGUGCUCCCCCACACCCUCUCCAAUUCACUGCCAUGGUUGGACGCCCACAGAAUGUUUUCCAAGAGGGACGAGCCAAACUUGUGACAUAUCCCUCCGUGAUGACAUAUUUUAAUGGUGUUGAAUCAUGGAUGUACUUUUCAUUGGUGGUUAGUUAAGGGAACAGAGGCAGGUCUGGGCCCAAUAUGUAUUGGUUUACCUUCACAUGAUUUGCAAUAUUUAUUGUAGGAACGUAGAAUGGGUGUAUACCUGGGGACAACAAUGUGAAAAAUAAAGAAGAGAUGUAGAUGUUGAAAGUAGUUUUACAAAGGACACUUAUCUUUUAGGAAUGGCAAAGAAAGACAAUUAACAUUCUAUGAAAAGUGUUGUUGAGAACUGAGCUUUUCAUCAGCAUGCUUUAUGUGAUUUUAUCUUUUCUUUACAUAUGUCAUUUUCGAAAAAGUAUUAUAUCUAUUAUUUCCUAAACUGGUUAUUGAAAAUUGAAAUUUUCAUUAUUUUUUAUCAAGGUUAUUGCAGUUGAUUAUCAUUUGACGAUCAGACAGUUUUUAAUUGGGAAAUCUGCCAUUUUAAAACUGCAGUGUAAUUUGUAAACGCUUAGUCGCAGUUACUGAUAAAAAUGCACACUGAAAGGAAAACUUUUUUCACUGAUGAUUUUUGGUGUCCGAAAGAAGGAAGAUUAGCUUGAAUUUUUAAUUGAUGUUAUUAUUAGUAAAUUCUGCAUGAAAGAUUGGAAAAUGGUGUAAACAAGGCUUACAUGUCAUUUUUAAAUUGCUUAAUGUAUACCUCCUAAAGUUGGGAAGUAUGGAUAUGGGACAGGGAAAGCCUAAUGGAGUUGACGUGUUGUCAUCAGAUCACCAUGAUAAAGAUGUGGGUCUGUCCAAAAAAUGUCCAGUGUCAGUCACUGGCCAAACCUUUUCAAGGCUGCUAAUGUGCACAGUGCUGUUGCAAGUUUAUAAAUCAGACUGGCACCAGUAUAUCCAAAGGAAUCAUACCACCUAGGCACAUUCAUUUUGAGCUAAUUACUAGCUCCAUAUAAUGUAAGUGCAAUUCCUUUGAUUUUAUCCUAUAAUAUCACUGACUUACUACACUAUAUUCUGCACUUUUGUCAUUUUUGUUUGUUUCAUAUUGGUCCAUACUUAUUUGGAUUUGAGGACAUUUUCUAGGCGCUGCUCCCCUCUUCCUAACCAAUAACUAAUAACAACCAGAAUAAAAGCGACUCUGGUUCAGAUUGUUAAAGAUGCCAAUCCAAGUAUUUAACAAGCACUAGAAACUUUGCACCUUAUGCUACUUCUUAUAUAAAAUAAAGAUAAAUUAGGCAUGAUGCAGAUAUUUAAACCAUCGUAUGUGAUAUUUCACAUAAUUGGAUCUGCAACUCAUUUUAUCUGAACCUUUAUAUGUGAACAUACUACAUGUAAGAGAGAAAGUGAUUCAUCCUUUUUUAGAGCUGGAUUUCCAUGUCAUUAUUUGAAUCUCACAAAUAUAUGAACAUGUCAUAUAUAGUAUUGGCAUAUAAUACAACCCAGCAUCAGUGACUGAUCAACAGCGGUUUCAAAGAGAUCUCAAUGUCAAAUUUCACAAAACAGUAACCUCGCUAAACCAGGAAUUCAUUGUUAAUCUUGCAAUGUUGAGCAAGAGGGGCUGAAAUCACAAAGAAAAAACAAAAUAGCGCAUCAAGUGAUUUGCAUUACAAUCACAAAGUGAAGCUUAUGGACAGCCAAGUGUGCUAAUGAUGUUAUCUCUUGUUCUAGAUAUCUUGUGAGAUUAUGUAGCGAUUGCAGCACACAUUGUUAUCCGUAUGAACGUCUACCAAAGAUAAGAAAUGGAUGAAACGGAGGAGGAGCAGCUCAAUAACUGUGAAAUUCAGUUUGGUGUUCAGGCAUCGCUGGAAGACAUUGGACACUCGAGUAACAGGUUAGCAAAUGCUCUUCUGUUUGCAGAUAAUAUAUAUCCAUUCCUGUGAUGAUGACGUGCUACACGGGAACUAGAGAUAACAUUGCUACAGAUUCCAAGCCCUAGUGACAUUAUUGAAAUUCUGUGUUUGCUUAGCCACACCAGUGAAAAAGGAUCAUCACUCAUAUCGGGUAGAGCUCCGGGUACAUUUUCUAGAGUAUAGAAGGCGAGGACUGUGGAAGCAUAGGUAGAUAAGGCAGUAAAGGGGGUAACCCUAAAUGGAAUAAGAUAUAGUGAAAGGAGGAAAGCACUGCCCUAAAGAGAUGUUAUUAAUAUCUUAAAACGUAACUUUUAUUAGAAAGGUCUAUAAAGUGAACAAGAAAUAUACAAAGAAAAGAAAAAGAAAAAACAAGUAAAUAAAUAAAUAAAUGAAUGUUGGUGUCCAUAAAGUCAUCUUGGGUUUACUCACUAAAUGAACUUCACUAAAUUGAAAAGCAAGUUGGGUAAAUUGGAAAAGUUCUUUAACACAGAUUUAGUUGCAGCUUGGCUAAUCUACCCUGAAUUUUGAAAUUUGUUAUUCAAUCCACUGUCUAUCCCUUAGAAUGUAAACUCUGUUGAGUCACCACAUUCUGUUCCUGCACCUCCAACUUGUUUUAUUACAACUACUUGUUUUUUUCACCUAUUGUACAGUGCAAAGGAGUAUGAUGGUGCUUUAUGGGUAAUUAUAAUAAACUCUACAACCAUCAUGUUCUCAGUAAAUGCAAUAGACAAACAUUUAAAUACAAAAAAGGUGUUAACCCCUAUAAUAUUAUAGGUUAUAAUAUUAUCAGUAAAAAAGGUUGAGUUUUACCCCCCCCCUCCCAUUCCAGGAUGAAGCCUCCAAUCAAGAGCAUCUCAUUCUGGUCUGAUCUUAACCUAAAAAUUCCUGUCUAGCAGUGAUUUUUGGGAUAAGUAAUUUAUUCCCAAAGAGCAGGUUCACACAUCUAUAGUUAAUGUUUGUUUCUCAGUGACGCAAUGACUAGAAUAGUGUCUCCGGACCCCUAAAGCACGUUCGCUUACUGAAACGCUUUAUGUGUGAAGUCAGUCUACUGAAAACAUUCUAUCUCUAGUGGCAAACCGUACAUUUCCUAAAGAGAUGCUUCAAGCAAAUAUUGUUCCAAUCCUGAAGCCGGACAAAGAUCCAGCUAAAUUGGAGAAUUAUCGCCCUAUAUCUCUCCUUAACAGAGACGUAAAGAUUUAUGCCUCGAUUAUAGCUGACCGUUUAAAAAUUUGUAUUCCUGCCCUGAUACAUCAAGACCAGGCUGGAUUUAUUCCUGGCAGAGCAGCUUCAGGUGGUCUUAGAAGGAUAUUGGAUGUUCAUGAUGCUGCAUCAAGGAAGAAUGUUUCCCUUCUGACCCUGUCAUUGGAUGCUGAAAAAGCUUUUGACAGGGUCAGAUGGGACUUUCUGGCGAAUACAUUGAAGGCAUAUGGUAUAGUGGGCGCAGUCUAUGAUGCCAUUAUGGCAUUAUAUACUAUGCCUUCAGCAAGGACGCUAGGUCCAGGAAUAGAUGCAGACUGGUUUAAUAUCAAGAAUGGUACUAGACAGGGCUGCCCCCUGUCCCCUUUGCUUUAUGUUUUAACCAUCGAACCCUUGGCGGAUGAUAUAAGGCAAAAUGGGAAGAUCAAGGGACUUAGGCUAAAUAAAAUAAAACAUAAGAUCAAUCUAUAUGCCGAUGACGUCAUGCUUAUGCUGCAGAAUCCUAGGUCCUCGCUACCGGAAUUGAUAAAGAUAUUGGGUCAGUACAGUGAAUACUCAAAUUAUAAAUUAAACAUUGACAAAACUACAAUAAUGUCAACUAAUAUAUCUAGAGAAGAAAAGUUUUUUUAAUUAAAAUAUCUUACAAUUUUGCCUGGGUAAAGGAUAAUAUUAUGUUCCUUGGUAUCAAAAUUCCAAGAAACAUAAAAAAAGUUAUGGAGGUUAAUUUUCUCCCCCUCAUAAAAUAUACAAAUAAGAUUCUAAAAGAAUGGGCUAGUAGGGAGAUUUCAUGGAUAGGGCGUAUAAACACUAUUCGCUCCUAUAUUCUGCCCAAAUGGAACUAUCUUUUUAGAAUGCUACCAAUACAAGUUCCAACUCCUUUGGUUAAAAAUGAUACAGUCAGCUUUCUCAAAAAUCAUUUGGAAGGGUAAAAGACCCAGAAUAAGUUUACAUCAGCAAUCUAAGAAAAAAAAAGAUGGAGGUCUUGCUGCCCCAAACAUAAUAGAAUAUCAUAAUGCCUGUAUGCUGGCACAUGCUGUUAAUACUAUAAGCAAAGAUCAAAUAGAUCAAGCUUGGUAUCAAAUAGAAUAAUCAUUAGUAGAGACUGAAAAUCUGAACGCUCUGUUUUGGGCAACAAGAAAGGAGAAAAAUAGGAGUAAACCAGUAUGCUCAGGAAACUCGAUCAUUAUUUCUAAUAUUUUGGGAUCCUGGAAUAAAAUCAAGAAAGACUGUAAAAUAGAAUAUAGAUUGUUUCCAUUUUUACCCAUAGAGAUGAUUAAGGGGAAUAUUGAAGAUAUUAAUAGUGGGUGGUUACAGAAGGGAAUUAAGAAUAUCCAAGAGAUUAUUGAUAGAAAGGAAAUUAAGCCAUUCAAUCAGCUACAAUCAGAGUUUGGGAUUGAUAACAACGAGAUAUUCACAUAUCUAAGAAUUAAGUUUUUUUGGCGAAAUUCUUGGAUUUCCAGCUUAAUAAAAUCUCAAGUAAUCUUAAAAAGAUUCUGGAAACUCAGGGAAAUAAAGGCCAUAUUACUAGAUGUUAUGAGUUUUUAAAGGAUUCUAAGAAGCCUUAUGUCUGGAAAUCUAAGAAUAAGUGGGAAAAAGAUCUACAUAUUGAAAUUACCGAGCAAGACAUGAUAACUGCGAUAGUUACGGUAAAUAAAUCGGUACACUGUUUGAAUAUAGUAGAGAAUUUUUAUAAACUCAUAAAUAGGUGGUAUUUGGUCCCAGAAAAACUGGCAAAAAUUUAUAAAGAUCAGAAUCAAGCCUGUUGGAGAUGUAAUGACGGGAAAGCUAAAACAGUCCUAGCUAGGCACUGGAAAAGCAAUAAAGUGUUAGAGUGGGCUGAAAUUAAAAAACAAAUAAUAUACCAAUGGAAAAUGGAAACUGGAAUAAUUCAGGGAAACUCUGUGGGUCUGAGUAAAACCAGUAGGUGGAAAAAUAUAGUGGACAAGUUUAUGGCUUGUAAUGAAGGCUUAUAAUAUAGAAGGUCUGAGAUGGCCCCGCAGUGUGUGUCUGACUCCGGAGAGUAACUAGUGAUAUAAGUAUUUAUAUGGAAAGUAAUAGGCACAAACGGUUAAUACAAUGCCGGUUUCUCGGGAGAGUAUGUGUUUUUUAGUGUGAAUGUAGUAUAAAAAAAGAAAAGAAAACAUUCUAUCUCUAAGUCAGCUAUGCCUUCCGUUACUUUGGCCUCAAAUUUAAAAUUCACUUCAGUUUCACCUUCAAUUCUCAAUUUAGUAAAUAGCCAUUUGAGUGCUUUGUGACUCAGUAUAAUUGUAUUGUACUUAUUGGCUGUAUAAUUGGUCCUUGUAUGUUUACUGCUUUUCAUGGCAUAUUUCAGUUCUAUUUCUAGUCUGUUUUUAGCUAUUUUCCUCUAUCUAAAGAUUAUUUAAAGAUCCUUUAUUAGUCUAGUCAUACCAUUCAUCAGGUAUAGUCAAGCCCUUAAUCUAUUAAGAUCUAGCUAAAAACAAUGCCCUGGUCAGAAUUUAAUGUCAUGGACCAAUAAAGCAAGAUGACUAAGCGUGUGGAGGACUCUAGACAGUGGUUUGUAAAUAAUGGUUUCAUGUUUAAGCAUGCUCAGUUGCCAAAUGCUUGAAAUUGUUCUGGAGAUUAAACACAGAACAAGAACAUCCAGGAUCCAACAUAAUGCUGCUACAUAUUAUCUACCAGCCAGGUAGUCAAUCAGUUGUUUGGUGACCCAAAUUUUGGACCUGAUCAAAGUUCAGAUGCAGGUUUGAGCCCUUCUGGGAUCAAUCAAAUUAGCACUUUGGGAUAUUAGUAAAUACCAGGGCAUGCAUAAAAUCGGCCUAUAUCCAUCAUGUUGUUUUGAUAUUUAUUUUUUGUGUGGCAAAUUCACUGUUCAGUUUUCAUGACUCUUUAAUAUAAAUAUGUUUAUGUCCAUCUGAUUUGUUGUGAUAUGUUUAUAUAGAAUUGACAACUCUUCAGUUUAUUUUAAAAUAAUGUUGUGUGGAUUGUUUAGAGAAACUAAUGAUUCAUUUUCAAUUGUCCAUUAUUGUAAUGUUUUGUUCAGGUUUGUGCCUCCCAGUGAAACAAACCGGAAAAUUGUCUCUGCUAUAAAACAAGGUAAUCUGUGUAAUUUGUACUAACCGACCAAAAGUAUUAGGUAUUGAAAUUCUAAAUAACUAAGUCUUUUGCAUUUAGGAGAAAUCACUGAGCUACAGAAACAUGUGACACAUAAAUAUGCCCUUGACGAGGCUGACGAGAAUGGCUGGUUUCCCUUACAUAACGCAGUCGUUCAACCGGUGCAGCAAAUCACUGAAAUAAUUCUAGAUGGUAAGGUCUCAUGGUGAAUGCAAACUAUUACUGUACAAUUUGCAAACAUUAUACCUUAAAUGGUUAUUCUAAGCAUCAUGGCCACUUCAAUGACUUGAUGUGGUCAUGGUGCCUGGAGUUUGUAUGUACCGUGUUUCAGUUUGAAAAGCUACACACAGAGCAUUUUCAGCAGCGCCAUAUGGUUGUCAUUAGUUAGUCAUACUCCUAUGCACAGAAUUGCAUUCAUUAACUGAGAGCAGUCAGCUGACUUCUGGAUCCAGUAGUCAUCAUUGGUCACAAGAGGAUCCCCAGCACCCAGCAAGGACCCAGGUAAUAGGGCAAACAGGGGUAGAGUGGACUGUAGUUAUAAUGAUGCAUGGCGUAACCCUUUUAAAUACAUACAUUUUGGUAAUAUAUUCUAAGGAAUCUAGAACUACAUAUAUGACUCUGGAACUAUCGGCAGUUCAACGGCACCAAAACUGACAGGGUUAGAUGGCCCAUCACUCAGUGCUGCCAUCAGGGCAUUAUAGCCCAUUCAUGAACACAGACAGCAAAUACACACACUCUAUAUUGAAAAAUCAGGGGUGACAAAGCUCCCCACUAGUAGCAUCCAGAAAGACCUUGGCUCAUUGAGAGUCAAACUCUCCAAAGGCAAAGCCUCCCCUAGUUCUCUCAACCCAAUGGCGUCAUCAAAGGUUGGAUGGAUGUGUAUAGUUAAGGCAGAAAUGUAACUUCCAUGUUAUGGUGAGGCUGCAGUGGAGCUGGGCUAUGGUUCCUGAGGAGAGCCAUAUUAUGUAUACACUGCCUGCAAAAUAUAUCUUUUAUUUGAAAAUGGUAGUCUUCCUGCAAGGUGGGCGUUUUCAUUUAGUUUUUUGUAACACCUCAUUAAUAUACCGCAAUUUAAUGUAUUUUUCUCUUUCACUUCAUCUGUAUAUCCUUUACUAUAAUUCUUAUGUUGGCUCGGCUAUCUCCCUUCCUUCUAAACCUAUACGGUAUGUAGGCCCACCAUCUUGUGAAUGUCUCCUUUCUUGUCCUACUCUUCUCUGUCAAUCUCUCUCUGUGCUCUUGACAUACUUUAAUAGCAGCUCCUUUUCAUUUGUGGUGUUAAUUUUAUGUAUGGUUUCAUGAAUUGGUUAGUAAAGUGAUUAUUACAUGCGUGCCACAAGUUUAUAUGAAUGAUUGCAAAUAAAUUCAUCCAGAUAUUUUCCUUUUUUGACUGAGACUAUAUGGUUAAAUGUGUCAGUGGGCACUAGGCUUGUUUUAUAAUGUUGACAAUGCAUGUAAAUUGAUCCUAUUCCCUCGCAUCUCAUCCGCACUUUGUCUCCCUCUCUUGCUCUUCCUCUCACUAAAAUCUUCAAUCUCUCCCUUUCCUCUGGCCUUUAAAACAUGCAACUGUAACCCCAAUUCUGAAAAAGCCCAGUCUUGACCCCAACUCCCCAUCCAACUACCGCCCUAUCUCGCUAUUGCCAUUUGUCUUCGAGAUCCUCGAGAGAGUUGUGUACAUCAGACUGACUGACUUUCUCGAAUCCAACUCUCUGCUUGACCCCCUUCAGUCUGGAUUCCGCGCUGGUCAUCCUGUUGAAACUGCUGUGACCAAAGUAUCCAACGAUUUAAUCGCUGCUAAAUCUCGUGGCCAUUACUCUAUCCUAAUUCUCCUUGUUCUUUCUGCUGCCUUUGACACUGUUGAUCAUCAACAGCUUCUACGGGAUACUGCUCUCUCCUGGUGCUCCUCCUACCUCUCCCAGCGCUCUUUCAGUGUUUCUUUCUCUGACUUUGUCUCUUCGCCCCAACCACUCUCUGUCGGUGUCCCCCAAGGUUCUGUCCUUGGUCCCCUACUGUUCUCUAUCUAUACUGCCUCCCUUGGUAAACUCAUCAGCUCCUUUGGCUUCCGUUAUCAUUUCUAUGCGGAUGACACGCAAAUCUACCUGUCCUCUCCUGAGCUCUCUCCACCCAUCUUGACUCGUGUCUCUGACUGCCUCUCUUCGAUCUCCAACUGGAUGGCUGCUCACUUCCUUAAACUCAACCUGUCCAAAACAGAACUUCUGGUCUUUCCUCCCUCAAGUGUUACUACUCCUGUGUCUGUCUCCCUCCAAGUCAAUGGCGCUACCAUCACCUCUACCUCACAGGUUCACUGACUGGGUGUUCUUUUUUGACUCCAACCUCUCCUUCACCCCUCAUAUCCAAUCAAUCACCAAAUCCUGUCGCUUCCAUCUCAAAAACAUAGCGCGCUUUCGCCCCUAUUUAACCCCAGAUGCGGCUAAGGUGCUGGUCCAUGCUCUUGUUCUCUCUCGCCUUGAAUUCUGCAAUACCUUCUCAGUGGUCUUACAUGUUCCAAGAUUGCACCACUGCAAUCUAUAAUGAAUUCAAGUUAAAUAUAGGGCUCAAUUUAAAAAAAAGACUUGCUCACAAGUCCCUACAUAAUGCUGCUCAAACUUACCUAUACUCCCUAAUACACAAGUAUGUCCCGUCGAGGCCCCUUCGCUCUGCCAAAGACCUACGUCUAUCCUCUGUCCGUACUCCCACCUCUGAUGCUCGCCUCCAAAAUUUCUCCAGGGCUGCACCUCUUCUUUGGAACGCCCUUCCCUUCUCCAUAAGAUUUUCACCCAGUCUCCACUCAUUCAAAAAAUCAUUGAAAACUCACUUCUUCAAGAAAGCAUAUCAGUUUAACUGUAAGCAGGUUUUUAUCCCCCACCCCCAUGACUCCUCUCCUGCAACUGUAAAAAAUUACCUACUAAGCCCUCAGUGAAUACUUAUCUAACAACCUACUUUGCACUCCUACUUUUACCCUUUGUGUCACUCUACCCCACUCCCUCUAGAAUGUAAGCUCAUUGAGCAGGGCCCUCCUCUCUGUUCCUGUACAUCCAAUUGUCUGGUUAAAAUUACAUGUCUGUUAGUCCACCCAAUGUACAGCGCUACGGAAUGUGAUGGCGCUAUAUAAAUAAUAAAAUAAUAAUAAUAAUAAUAAUAAAUAGGUGAACAAACUCACCAGGAACAUAUUAAAUACACGCAUUUUUGUGGAACAUCAACAUUUUACUUUUCAUUCACUAUUGUUCUCCUUGAAGGUUUCAAAGGUGACUUAAAGGACCACUCUAGGCACCCAGACCACUUCAGCUUAAUGAAGUGGUCUGGGUGCCAGGUCCUUCUAGGGUUAACCCAUUUUUUUAUAAACAUAGCAGUUUCAGAGAAACUGCUAUGUUUAUGAAUGGGUUAAGCCUUCCCCUAUUUCCUCUAGUGGCUGUCUCAUUGACAGCCACUAGAGGCGCUUGCGUGCUUCUCACUGUGAUUUUCACAGUGAAAGCACGCAAGCGUCCAUAGGAAAGCAUUGUAAAUGCUUUCCUAUGCGACGGGCUGAAUGCGCGCGCAGCUCUUGCCGCGCGUGCGCAUUCAGCCCAGGAGGAGGAGAAGAGGAGGAUCGGAGGAGGAGAGCUCUCCGCCCAGCGCUGGAAAAAGGUAAGUUUUAACCCCUUCCAGAGCCGGGCGGGAGGGGGUCCCUGAGGGUGGGGGCACCCUCAGGGCACUAUAGUGCCAGGAAAACGAGUAUGUUUUCCUGGCACUAUAGUGGUCCUUUAAUCAAUUGGAACAUUCACUAACCUAAGAUGAAUGUGUAAUACCAAGCUCUAAAGGUAACAAAAAUACUGUAAACAUUUGUCUGAAUUCUCCCGUUGAUAAGUUCAAUCUAGAUGAGGAGAGUGCCAUUCCACCAAAAAAGGAAUCAGUGUAGCACAGGAAUCAAUCAAGACAUACAUCACUAUCUCAUAGCAACAAGUAAUUACUAUUAGUGCAAGGUGUACAGCUACAACGUAUUCUGCAGUACCUUUUAACGUGGGGAUACAAUAACAAAUAAGAAAAAAAUGUAUGCAUGUUAACAAGAGAUGACUGGGAACCCUGGUCAAAUAAGAUUACAAACCCACAGGGGGAGUAAUGCAGACGACAAGUGUUUUAUUGUUAGGGUGUUAACAAGUUCUUUUUCAAAAAUCUUCUUCUCAAAAAACAAUUCAAAAUACCCUCAGAUUUAUUUUUUUCUGUUGAUUUUGCACUUUUUGGACUGUUCAGACUGUUGGAUGUUUGAUCAUCAUGGACAUGAUUCGUCUUAUCAACCUAAUUUUAAUAAUAUGAUCUGGUAAGAGUCAAGCAGUGUGAGUACUGCAUACACCAAAUUUCUGUUUCCUGGAUAGGCCCUUAUUUAUUCCACAUGUUCCUCCCCUUUCAUAUUAUGGUAUGGUGUCAGAUGGCAAUCGUGGAUUAAAAAGGCUUUUGUCUUUUUGUACAAAAUACAGCAGGCUGCAAAUCUUUAUGGGAACAGAAGACCAAUGAUGGUGAAACACCACUUACUCUUGCUGCUAAAGCGGGAUUGGUUCAAAAUGUUCGUGCACUACUUGAGAAGGGAAUUUGGCCAAAUACCAAGAAUAGAAAGGGGGAAUCCCCUCUUCUUAUUGGUAAGUGACUUUGGCACCGUAAAUAACAUGUAGCACUGUAGUGGUGGUCCAUUUAGAUGACAAUAUUGGUUGGUGGACAAUUUGAACAAUUUGCAGAAUCAUUUAUUUUUGAUGGAAUGAUCAAUAACCCCUUCAUAUACAUGGUUAUUAUACAGUUUGGGAGAUUAUUGAUCAAAUUAUGUAUUUCAUUUUCAUCCACUACAGUUGAAUUGGGAAAAUAGCUCACUUGAGUUUUCCCAGUUUGACUAUCAAUAUUCCUGUAAUUUUUCAGAAAUUCCCCGGUUAAACAUCAUCGGUUCCAAACAGUUCACAACUGAUUGUGAUUGUAUCAUUUAAAAAAUAAGAUAUGCAGGCAAUAAAGCUAACUUAGAUGGCUGCUGUGUGUGUUGUUUAACUGGCAUGAAUGUGUCUACUUAGUGUGUGUACUUGUGUUUGUGUGUAUAUAUAAAAAUACCUAUACAUCACAUUGUUCUUUCACGAUGGGUGCAGAUAAGUGUCUUUUGCUUUUUUUAAGCAAUUCAGAUUGGAAGUUCUGACAUGGCAGAAAUUCUCAUUAGUUACAAUUGCACCAUUAACCAACCGUGUGUUAAGAGAUGGUCAGCCAUUCACGAAGCAGCUAAACAGGGACGCUGUGAUCUUGUCUCUUUACUUCUGAAAAACGGAGCAAAUCUUGGCGUUAGGGAUGGGUUUGGCGUAACACCAUUGGGAGUUGCAGCUGAGUUUGGACAUUGUGAUGUGCUCGAACAACUAAUCCACAAAGGUAUGUGAAAUGUAAUGCAUGUGAUUUCUUUGUAUAAGAAAGUUCAAAACUAGUAACGAACAUGUACAUUUUUAUAAUGUCAUUACAACAUUGACACUGAACAUCUCAAAGUUGAGGGUCAACAAUGUAAAAGUUGAAGCAGUGGAGUGACAAUCUAGUAGAAAUGCAAAAUGUAAAUUUAAACCAAAUUCUAUCUUAACACCUAAACCAUAAGCCUAGCCAUUACACCCUAAACUUAAAGGACCACUAUAGUGCCAGGAAAACAUACUAGUUUUCCUGGCACUAUAGUGCCCUGAGGGUGCCCCCACCCUCAGGGAACCCCUCCCACCGGGCUCUGCGGGGAGGAAGGGGUUAAACUUACCUCUUUCUCCAGCGCCGGACGGGGAGCUCUCCUCCUCCUCUCCUACCUCUUCUUCCGUCAUCGGCUGAAUGCGCAUGCGCGGCAAGAGCCGCGCGCCGCAUUUAGCCAUUCCAUUGGAAAGCAUUCACAAUGAUUUCCUAUGGACGCUGGAGUCUUCUCACUGUGAAAAUCAAUGAGACAGCCACUAGAGGCUGGAUUAACCCAUUUAUAAACCUGCUAUGUUUAUAGAAAAAAGGGUUAAACCUAGCUGGACCUGGCACCCAGACCACUUCAUUAAGCUGAAGUGGUCUAGGUGCCUAUAGUGGUCCUUUAAUCCUAACUUACCUAAACCACUGGGAAGCUCUAGGUCAUGAGAUGAGUCAGUUAGAUCAUUUUUGAACAAUUGCAUAUUAUUUCAAAUGGAAGUAUUAUAAAAAGCUUACAUAGAACAUUAAUGUUAAAAAUGAAAUUAAAGUUGUUUCUGUAAAACAGUAGACAGAACCAAUCAAUAUCAGCAUCACUAAAAUAAGUUUUGAAAUAUUGACAAGUGCAUUUUGAGUAUAAUAUUAUUGAGUAUAUAUUUUUGUAAUUCAGUCUUAUUGCAAUUUUACCAUUUACUGUCUUUCUUUUUGGGGAUUGUUUUAGACACAAUGUUGCUAAGGCCAGUAUGAUAUUGUCAUGUAUAAAAAGGGGAAUUAAUCCUCAGAAUGAGAAGCCAAUUUUGCCUCUUUAUAAUUCAAUGGUAAGACAGCACCUUGAAUAUGCUGUGUAGUUUUGGGCACCUGUUCAAAAGAAGGAUAUCAUGGUACUAGAAAAAGUGCAGAGGCAGGCUACAAAAUUUAAAAAAAGGAAUGGAGCAUUUUAGUUAUAAAGAAAGGUUAACAAAUUUAAAUCUUUUUAGUUUAGAAAAAUGGAGCCUCAGAGGGAAUAUGAUAGCAUUAUACAAAUAUCUUCUGGGCUGAUACAAACAAUUGUCUUGAAAUCUAUUCAUAAACAGAACUAUACAUAGGACUCAAGGUCAUGCAUUUAGACUAGAAGAACAGAGAUUUAGUCUAAGGCAAAGGAAAAGCUUUUACAGUAAGAACAAUAAGGAUGUUGAAUUCUCUGCCUGAAGAGGUGGUGUUAUUAGAGUCUGUGCAGAUGUUUCAACAGUAACUGGAUAAAUAUUGCAAAAACAUAAUAUGUCAGGUAAUAGCUUCUUGAUCCAAGGAGAGAUCUGACUGCUGUUCUGGGGUCGAGAAGGAAUUUGUUCCUAAUUUGUUGCAAAAUAGGAAAACACUUUAAACAUUUUUUGUUUUGUUUUUUUGCCUUCUUUUGGAUCAACGGGGAAAACAGAUGUGAGAAAGGCUGAACUUGAUGGACUCAUGUCUCGCUUCAGACCAUGGGCGUCCGCAGGAAGGGCAAGGGGGAGCAGAUUUUUCUUUUCAGAUUUAGAAUGCACUGCAAUACCAGCGCUGUGUAUGGAGAGAGGCAAGGAUAGGAAGCUACAUCUUAUCCCUGCUUCUAUCUCCUGACUGAAUCCGCGGGGAGCAGCACAGAGUGCAGCCAGCAACUCCCAGACUGCAGAGACAGCCUACAGAUCAGGUAAGUGAGGGAUGUGGGGGCAGCCUACAGGAAGGGGCAGCAAGGAGUAGGAAAGUAAAGUAGGAUAAGGAGAAGAAAUGAGCAGGAAGGGGCAGAAGGUGCACAAUGGUAAAGGAGCAGAAAAAAUAAGAAGGAGCAGAAAGGUAAAGGAACAGCAAGGAUCAGAAAGGAACAGCAAGGAGCAGAACGGGCAGCAAGGAGCAGAAAGCAUCUGCAAGGAGCUGGAAAGGGCAGCAAGGUAAAGGAGCAGAAAGAAUCAGGAGCACAAAGGUAAAGUAGGUGAAGGAACAGAAAGGGUCUACAUGGAGCAGCAAGGAGCUGGAAGGGGCAGCAAGGAGCAGUAAGGGACAGAAGGAGCACAAAGGUAAAGGAGCAGAAAGAAUCAGGAGCACAAAGGUAAAGUAGGAAAAGGAUCAGAAAGAGAAAGGAGCAGGAGGGCGCAAAAGAAGCAGAAAGAUAAAGGAGCAGAAGGAACCAAAGAGGAGAGAAGAGUGUCAGAAGAAAAAGAAGACUGUGUGAAGGAGAAGAAAAGGAGAUUGGAGCAGGAAGGACAAGUGAAGUGAUCCCUCCACUUCAUUCUGGACACCACAUCAUAAGGCUUUGGUACCUGGGCCUGGCAGGAAACUUUGGAGAUUCUCAUCUCCCCAGGUAAAAAAAAUAGUGUUAACGUGUUCACUUUUAUUUACUGAGUGUCAGGAAGCAUAGAGUGCCACUGGGUAGGGGUGCCGCUGAUUGGCUAGAGCGGUCAGCUGGCACUCUAAGCCAAUCAGUAGCUCCCCAUUCAUAAAAAAGUAAAAAAAAUUAUAAACCGGGAACUAGCGAUUGGCUUUGAGCAUCAGCUGACCACUCUUGCCAAUCAGCGGCACCCAUGCCUGACGUCAAUCUGCACUUCCUAACACUAUGUUUCAGAAGCAGAAUACCACUGAGCGACCUGGAGCUGGAGGAAGUCUUUGGUUAAACCAUUUGAGAGCGGUUUAACCCUUUAAAGGAAAGAGCACCCAGGGGCUUCCUGGCAUCAUAGCAUUUUCAUUUAGAUGAAGUUGUUAUGGUGAUCAGAAUGUUCCUGUAAUUUGCUUAAGUGUCAGGAAUACAAACAUGUAUUCCUGACACCAUAGUUGUGAAAAUGCUAUUCACCUUGGCUUUAUGUUAUAAUGACUAUGCCCCUCCCCUUCAUGACACUGUCAAAAAGGGGCCAAGCAUGAAUGUCAUUACAAUUAUGCCCCAUCUCCCCAAUCCUCCUGGAAAAAUUCCUGCGGACGCCCAUGCUUCAGCCUAUAACUAUGUAGUCAUAUGAACAUGAAAUGUUUAUCUGUUCUGAGUGUGAGAUGGCCCAAGUAUUGCUGGUACCAUAUAAAUGACCAAAUAUGGACUCUAGACUGAAAACUCACUUGAGCAGGGUCCUUAUCUACCAAUUGUUCCUGUAUAAUUUUGUAAUUGUGCCUUUUAUUGUUAAAUUUCCCCCUUCCAUAAUAUUGUAGAGCUCAGCAGGAAUAAAUUAGCGCUAUAUUAAUAGCAAUAAUGACAGGCUCGUCAAACAGAUAACUCUCUAAACCCAUCUAUUUAAUAUAGUUAAAGCACAAACCAAUUACAAAAUAAAAAGUGUAACGUAACAUAUUUAUCUCUGCGGAUUACUGGAAAGUCAUUGGAUUUUGUUUAUAGGUGUUAGGUUUACUUGAAAUUAAAUUAAAUUAUUUAUAGAAUGCCACAUGAUAUAGUGAUAUGUGUAAUGUAUAAAUAAUCACCACAGGUCCACAUAUGUUGAUCUAAUAAUAAUUUUGAAAGUAAUUUAUUCUUCACUGUACUUCCUAACUGUGCCAACUUCCAUAGACUGAUACUCAAAAUUACACACAUACCUUGAUCCUUGUAUUCUUAAUAUAUGAGAACGUUUUGCCAUAGGUGGGGAUAUCAGUGUCCAGGCACAUGAUGGGUCCACAGUGCUAUGUGAUGCAGCCACUGGUGGAAAUCCAGACUGUGUGGCUCUACUUUUGGAAUAUGGUGCAAGUGGAAAUAUACCCGACAAAGAGGGAUAUCUACCCAUACACAAGGCAGCCUAUGGAGGGCAUUACCUGUAAGUAAUGUUACUCACUAUCUCAAUUAAAGACAUUUAUAGCAACUGGAUGAGAAGCCGGAAUUUCAGAACCAACCCAUGGUUGCAGUAAGAGUGCUCUUAUAAUUUGAAGUUGUACCUUUUGGUCUGCAAACGCAGCCUCAAAGUCUGGGGAUCCUCUCAUACUCUCCUCUGCAGGAGGUAUUCUCCAAAUCGGGCUAUUCGACACGCUUCACACGUCACAGAGGCUGCAAGGGGUUGCCAGGUAACCAUGGCAACCCUGUGGGUUGUGCAUGUGUCCUUAAAAAACACUGCAAAACACUACACUCCUUUAAUAAAACAUAAGUAGGUUAGAAUUAAGGGACACAUUUCCUGCUGACCCUUCUCAGUGAUGCCCUGUGACAAUUCUAUCCUAUACUGUUUUAGUUCACCCUAUAUAUAUAUAUUUCCCUCCUCUGAGUAGUAAGUGCCCUGUCGUGAUUUUUGUUACCCACAAGUGCAUUCUAUAUAGAUUUUAUUUUCCUGUUCUGACUCGGCUUUGUCUGACAAUUCUGUUUAUCUGGUGUCCCGGGCCUUGGCUUGUUUUAUUGUUUUGUGCACAUCUGGAAUCCUUGACCUUGGCUUGUUUUCUUCACUUUGCUAUUUUUGACCAUCAUGGGCAUCACAUUAAGCUUGGCCACUCUUUGGUCCUGUAAUACAUAUUCUCUGCUUCCUGAUUACCUGUUCACUCACUGUUUACCUAUUCUCUGGUGUUAGGUUCACCUGUCCUGACACCCUGUGAAUAAUUGGAUAUUUUCAGCAUAACUAUCUUUAGAAUUGAAGAUUGCAUUUAGAAGGCCAAAUGAGACUAAAUAACUUAAAGGACACUCAAAGCACCAAAACAAUUUAUUCUUAAUAAAUGAGUUUUGGUGUAUAGCUCAUGCCUCGGAAGUCUCACUGCUCAAUUCUUUGACAUUUAAGAGUUAAAUCAUUUUUUUUAUUAUACAGCCCUAGCCACAUCUGCUUUGGCUGUGACUCACAUAGUCUCGUUAUAGACUUCCAGAAAACAAAUAUAAAAAUGUUUAGCUCUCCUUACUGCACAGUGUGUUUAAUUUAGAAUUGCUUAUCUCCUGCUUUAUUAAUUGCCUGUUAGCAUCUGCAACAGGCUACGGUGCAUGAUUAAAGCUCGAAUAACAGGAGAUAAGUAGAUACACUGUAUUGUAAAAAAAUAAAUUUAAAAAAAAAAAACAAUGGGGGGUGAGUCACAGCUCUGGGAGGUGUGGCUAGGGCUGCAUUAAUAGAAACAAAGGUGAUUUAACUCCUAAAUGGCAGAGAAUUGAGCAGUGAGACUGCAGGAGCAUGAUCUAUACAUGGAAAUUACUCUAUUAAGCUAAAGUUAUUUUCAUGCUUGAUGUAUCCCUUUGAAUAUUGUCAUUGUUGAAUUUGCUUCUAUUAGCUCAGAAUUAGCAAUUCUUACAACUUUCUUGGGGUGUGUUAAAAUUAUUUUUAGGGGCGUCUUGACAUGACUCAGGAGUCUCCAACAAUCCCAGCCAAUAGAGUGUUUUUCUUUAACUAUGGAUUGAAAAUGCUCUCCAUGUUGAACAAUUCUAGGAAAGUCUCCGGGAACUGGGUCUGCCAAGUUUAUUUCCAUUGAGAUUCUGAGCUUAAUCUCCAUUUAAGUUAACUAAGACUCUGCUAGUUGAGUUCCAGGGGAUGGUAAAUUUGUAAAGAGUUCCUGAUAUAGAAUUACCCAGGAUCGACUGAGUUAAGUCUCGUAGAGAAAGCAUUUUAGCUUUCUCACUUAGAUAUUUAUUAUGUAUUUAAUAUGGUAACAAAUGCAAGUGAUUAAGUUUAACAUGAUUAGCUUAUUGUUUUUGAUACUUUCCAUUAGAGCGAUGAAGUACCUCAUACCUGUAACUUCAAGACAUGCGAUUAAAAAAAGUGGAUUAAGUCCCAUCCACUCAGCAACAGAUGGACAAAGCUUGCAGUGCCUCCAGCUACUGAUUGAAAAUGACUUUGAUGUCAAUGAAUUGUUGGCCGAGCAUAUAUCUGAAAAUUACGAUGAUAAUAGAAAAUCUGCAUUGUUCUUUGCAGUGUCCAAUCAAGAUGUGUUGUGUACAGAGAUGCUCUUAAAAUCCGGUGCUGAUCCAAAUCAGGACCCUCUCAACUGCCUCUUGGUGGCUGUACGAUCUCCAAAUCAUGAAAUUGUGAGAUUGCUCUUAGCUCAUAAUGCAGAUGUAAACUGCUACUUCAUGUUGGUGAACGAUACUCAUUUUCCCAGUGCAAUACAAUAUGCACUGAACGACGAAAUGAUGCUGCGGAUGUUGUUAAAUAAUGGAUACCAUGUACAGAUGUGUUUUGAUUGCAUGCAUGGAGACGUUUAUGGAGAUGCAUUCACGUGGCCAUCUUCAGAGGUGCUUCCAGGUUGGACAUCAUGUGUCAUCAUAGACAGUCCUGUAGGUAUUCCUCCAAAGUGUAUGCUUUUUCUCUAUACACUGAGCAAAAUUAUAAAUGCAACACUUUUGUUUUUGCCCCUAUUUUUUAUGAGCUGAACUCAAAGAUCUUAGACUUUUUCUAUGUGCACAAAUCUGUCUAAAUCUCUGUUAGUGAGCACUUAUCCUUUGCCGAGAUAAUCCAUCCACCUCACAGGUGUGGCAUAUCAAGAUGCUGAUUAGACAGCAUGAUUAUUGCACAGGUGUGCCUUAGGCUGGCCACAAUAAAAGGCCACUCUAAAAUGUGCAGACCUCUUUGUCUCAUUGAAGUGGACUGGGUGCAGUGUCCCUCUUGCCUUAAAGAAGCACUGUUACUGUCUGGGGACUUUGCACCUGGUGGUCCAGUGGAUGGUGGGAGGGGGGGCAGAGAAAGGCAAGAUUUACUUACCUGAACUUGUCCCUCGCGAAUUCUUUUCGAAUCCCUCAUCUUCCUGUCUCGUAUAUGUGAAAGUACAACAUUGAUGUCUAUGAAAGAUCCUGUGAGACCAUGGGAUCCUCCAUAUAUAUAGCAAAUAUCUCUGCAGUGUAGUCAUCACUGGCUACAAGAUGCAUUUUGUCCCCCACCCCCAUUCUCACCAAAAAGUGCACCUUCACCUGUGUGACCCUUAAUUCCCCUUUAGAAUUUCUUACCCCCUUUAGAAUAUCUUAUAUCUUUUAUUUUUUACCUUUGUGCAUCUCUUACACACUCCUUUGUGUGUCUCUAACUCCCAUCAGCCCCUUUGUGUGUCUCUUUCUACCCCCAGCUCCUUUGUGUGUCUCUUACUUCACUCAGCCCCUUUGUAUGUAUCUUUCUCCCCAGCUAGUUUGUGUGUAUCUUUCUCCCCUUACCCAGCCUCUCGGUCUGUCUCUUCCCCCUCCCUUUGCAUGAGGAUGUCCAGCGUGUUGAUAGACCCAAUAGUAACGAAUAGAGUCAAUGCUUUUCUAUGGAGUAGGCAUAAUGCAUACACGGCGCUCGCCGCACAUGCGCAUUACUUUCCCCAAUCAGCUGAUGUCAGAGGAUAAGGUGGAGCCUGGCCCGGCAACGAGGGACAUCAGUGCUGGAAUCACGUAAGUGAUUAAAGGGAUUUUAAACCUUUCACAUGGCCAGAGGGGAACAUUGGGGUCAGAGGGACACUAUAGUGUAAGGAAUGUUUGUAGUCCUUACACUAUAGUGUUCCUUUAAUAAUAAUGAAAUAUGAAAUAUAACAGUUGUAUCAGGCCGAUCCCAGGACUUCCUGAAAGUAGGCAGUGACACCUUUUCAUGGACCUGGUUCGCAUUUUGCAUAUCUAAAUGUACUAAUCACUUAAAUGUUUUUAUCAUGAAUUAAAUAUUAUGGUAAGCUUUGAUCGUUUUGUAUCUCUUUCAGUUUUGUGACUUUAUCAAUGUGUCAUGGAGAAGCAUUUGGUGGGAAAGGUUAUUCGAAUAUUUGUGGAUUAUAUGGAUUAUGUCCCUCUGUGCUCCAAAUUAA